AUGAGGCAGCGGACGAUGGAGAUGUACGUGGAGAUCGGUUGCUUUUUGUCAUGCUUGAGUGGCUGGAUUUUGAUCUGUUCCACUCUGGCCACUGAAUAUUGGACCUUCUCAGAGGUCGGCACUUUUGUUCUGACCACCGGUAAUUACUACUCCAACCUCUGGAUGGACUGCGCCUCAGACACCACAGGAAAAUCUGCCUGUAAAUACUACCCCUCCAUGAUGAGCCUGUCUGCUUUCCUCCAUGUAUCCAGGGCCUUGGCUGUCGUCUCUGUGAUCUUUGGCUUCUGGGGGGCUGUUCUUGCCCUCGUUGGGAUGAAAUGCACCAAAAUCGGAGGAUCUGAGCUCGCCAACGCCAGAAUGACGUUUGCAGCAGCUUUAACGUACAUGGCAUGCGGUUUUUGUGGUAUGAUAGUGUACUCCUGGUGGGGUAAUAAAGUGCGUUCAGACUUCGUGAAUCCAUAUUACUUGGAACAGAAGUUUGAGUUCGGUGCAGCCCUCUUCAUCGGCUGGGGAGGUUCGUGUCUGGUUAUAUGUGGGAGUGCGGUCAUGUGCUAUUUCUCUGCGAGAAAGUCAUUCCCACGAAGUUUUUCCAAGAAUCUCAGGAGACCCCCAACCUACAUGUCAGCACGCACCAGACGGACGUACAUACUUCCGGCCUCGUCCAGACGCACAACGAUUUUAAUCCCUCCUUCACACCAAUCAUACAGCAAGAGCAGAGGAAACAGACCGAGCAGAGGAAGAAGAGGAACACAAGAAAGCAAGCUUUCAAGAACUGUCAGGCCCGUUAUAGACUCAGCCGUGUGACCCUGUCUUUAAAGAUACCUCAUUUAGAAACUAUUUCAA
This is a messenger RNA of Puntigrus tetrazona (Sumatra barb), 843 nucleotides long. Its product is annotated as claudin-10-like. Lineage: Eukaryota; Metazoa; Chordata; Actinopteri; Cypriniformes; Cyprinidae. The transcript has 5 exons. Gene Ontology annotation, biological process: cell adhesion; bicellular tight junction assembly. Gene Ontology annotation, molecular function: structural molecule activity. The coding region runs from base 1 to 804 and encodes 267 amino acids. The record is from RefSeq and is a predicted model, not a curated record. Gene Ontology annotation, cellular component: plasma membrane; bicellular tight junction.